This is a messenger RNA of Rhipicephalus microplus (southern cattle tick), 5176 nucleotides long. It is a transcript of the gene Nup188, whose product is annotated as nuclear pore complex protein Nup188. Gene Ontology annotation, molecular function: structural constituent of nuclear pore. Gene Ontology annotation, cellular component: nuclear pore inner ring. Lineage: Eukaryota; Metazoa; Arthropoda; Arachnida; Ixodida; Ixodidae. The record is from RefSeq and is a predicted model, not a curated record. Gene Ontology annotation, biological process: RNA export from nucleus; protein import into nucleus.
GUUUUGGUGGCAGCAAAGGCAGCACCAGUAGUACCAGGUGGCAUUGAUCAUGUCAUCACUCCACCGACUCUACAUGCUUGAGUGAUGGCGGACAUUCAAAGGUCUAUCAAGGACCUAUGGGUCAUCAUUUCCGGGAACACUAAUCUCAGAUCAAACCAAUUAAUCGGCAUCGAGCUAACAAAAAAUGCUGAUCAAGUUCUCAAUGGACUCCUUUACUUUACCGAGAAAAGGCAAUCGAAGACGACUGUACCCGAAAGCUUUAAUCAAGAACUGCUUUCCAAGCUCAGCACUCUUCUCGGAUUGGACAAAGAGCGCAGUUACGAGCUGUUUUGCGCUUACCUUACCUACGAGUAUCGAGGUACCCCGGAUGACUUGAAGGCAACAGUGGCAAGUGAGCGGAAUAUACCGCACAUACUAAAUGAGGUUUGGAACUACUAUCGCAUGGAACGCCUGUUCAGCCUGUUUUGUUUGAGAUACAUUCUUGAGCACUGGCAGAACCCUUCUCAUGAGUAUGUGAAAUUAUUUGACGGAUUUUUGGAGCGCUUCAAUGAAGAUGAAAUAAUCAUCAAAAAGAUAAUUGAGCAGCUGAACAUGAUAGUCGAUACCCAGCCACCAUCAAGAGAGUCUCAUGGACCUUACAUGACUAACACCCUGAUCGGUCAAUGGGUAAACUACACGCUGCAGGAACAAUGCGAACUUCUAAAGAUUGUCCUUCUCUACUACAAGGACAUACAGCCGCAGCUGGAAAACAUAAUUCAACUGCUCGACGUGUUUCAGAAGCACAACUUUGGCCAGAGGAGUUCUUUCAGAAAGCUUUUGGGUGACAGCCACAGGUCUACGUUGGACCUCAUCAGUUACUUGGAAUGCCUUGUGCUCGUAGAGAGCCUCGAUCUCGAUUGGCUUCAUCGAUGUCACCUGAAGAGCAUGACAGAUCAUCAGCUGCUGAAAGAUUCGGACGCAUUGCAGCAACUAGAUCGCAGCAUGUCCUGUCUUGGAGGGAACCCAGCCCAUGGCCCUUUGCUGCUCUCAUGGUUGCUAGUACGUUCCUGGAUCCUGCCAGGCACUGGGACAGCUGGACUGGGAAAGGAAGCUCUUCGGAUGGAUGCCUUCGGCUAUCUCAACGACGUUCUGAGGCACCCGGCUUUCUUUGGGGACGGGGUCCUUCCAAACAAAGUCCACGCCAUUGUCUACGAGCUCGUCUUUCUGCUGGUUGCUUCAUUCAAUCAUCGCAGCCUCGGUCCCAUUGAGCCGCUGUACCGUCUCGCAGUGAAGCUCCUCGAAUACCCGACUGUUGCCCAAGAUUUCUGGAAGGAGGGGGAAAGUUCCGGACUGGGCCAUCUGCUCGUCGAAGCAGAGGAAAUGUUCCCCUUGAAGGCAGAACCUCUGCUCGAAAUGCUGGCUGCGCUAGCCAGGGCAAGCCAACACAGCUCAAGCAAUGUGAUAAGCAGGUUCAGAGCUGUGCCUUGCUUUUUGGAACCUCUGGACCUCGUGCCUACUGGUGUGAUGCGGAUUGCUGAAGAUGACUCUCGUGUUUUGCUGACAGCAACACGAUAUCCCUAUGGCAGCCGUGCAUUGUUCAUUCCAUAUGGGACGGAAGGAAUUGUGUUCAAAUCUGGAGAUAGCUCAUUCGUCCGAUGGCAGGCGACUGUUAAUGGUUGGCAAGUUAUCAUCUGUGAACUCUUUAAACCCUGUGACUCUGACAAAGGCUGGCUUCAGAGACUGCUACAUAUAGCUCGCCUCAUCCGAACUCUGGAAGCCGAUUCAUCGCUACAAGACUUGCUGGCAAAUAACAUCGAUGAACUUUUUGCUGCCCUGCAUAGGUUAGUUCUUUUGCUACACCCUCCAAUCGAAGUGCUGGGAGAGUGCCUAGAGAUGGUGGCCAUCCUGGCUGGUAAGGAUCCCGAAAAGUCCUGGAAGCGGCUAGUCGCGACAGGCCUGCUCCCUGCACUGAGAACAAAGCCCAAGUCCGUGGAAGAACUCAUUCAGGGCUACAUGGUCACGGACAAUGUCUUGAGUCAAGCCAUGGUCUCCCAAGAAAGGGUUGUGGGUGAUCAUCCCAUCUGUCUUGCCUUUCUGAAGCUGCUUGGAAAUGUGGCUGAGACGUUCAAGGACACUGCGAACGAAGACUUUCUCGCGUGCUUGACCGUGGUGCUACAGGACAUCUUUCCCUCGUUCCACAAGUGGCGCUACAACAGAGCUUACGACAGGGACAUCAUCGGCCAUCGCUGUCUAAACAUUUUCCACAAACUGGUGACCGUCUCAACCAAGUUGAAGCCAAAGACCGUAGGAAGUACUGAGCUCUGCGUGUAUGGGCUGCUUCACGGUGAUUCCUGUCCAGCCUUGCUUCGGCUUAUUGUCUCCGCCGAGGAAUUCGUCUCCCGGGCUGUUGAAUUUGAAGGGAGCCGCCACUCGAAAGACCUGCUGAACUCUGUGCGACUGUGCUUCUCACUCCUGAACCGUCUGCUGCUGGUGGGUGCUGGCGAGGGCUCCCUGCUGGAACAGCGCUUGCUGGUGUCACCCAGCCAGACCGCCGGUGGUGCACCGUCACUGACAGUCUCGGUGGCACGCUUUCUGUACCUCCGCUUUGACCCACGUCUCUGCACCCUGGCUGUGCAGCUGCUGAAGCGCAUUGCUAAGUUGUACCCGAUGUCCCUGCUUGCAUGCCUGGGGCGUGAUGCCGAGAGUUUUCGUGACCAGUUGUUGCUACGACUUAGUAAGGACACUGAAGAUGUGCGUCUCAAGGUUGCCCUCCUGCAGCUAUUGGCUGUGUGCACGCGCACACAGCCAGGACUAUUUGAGCUGCUCCUGGGCUCUACGACAUCAUCACCAUCGUCUGCGGCUUCCUCUGGUUCCUUAGGGGACGCAUCACUGAGCUCCUCAGGUUUGGGUUUGUGCUUAGGAGAAGUUCUACAGAUCUUGAAAACAAAGCAAGAGGGCAAAGACUACUGUCCAGCAGACCUUCACUGUUCAUGCGUGGAGUUCAUACAUAGCCUGUGGGCAUGCCACCAGCUGCGAGCCAUGGAGCUGCUGCGUAAGAGUAAGUCGUUCUGGAGCAUGGUGUGUUUUCCCCUGAUGGGAGAGGCUGUGGUGACAGAACAGUCCAGGCUGGUGGCUUUCAUCUUCAAGACACUCGCCUUAGAACUAUACCAAUCCAAAAAUGAACUUGAUUCUAAUGUGAAAAGUGUCCUCAACAAAGCAAAGGAGGGAGCCCCAAUUAAGGACUGGUCUAAGCUUGUGACCAGCAGCUUGCCCAAACAGUCCGGAGUUGGCAACAUGAGCCUGAAUGCCUCGGCCAUGAGCAUUGCCGAUACCACUGAGAUGUUCGACCCCAUCACUGAUGGCUACGUGCUGCUGUCAGGGUGGCGUGACCUCUGCGUGAUCCUGGCCAAGUGUCGGCAUGUGCAAAUUGCGCCAGCAGAGAAGAAUGCCAUUUUGCAGGACUUGUUCUCUAGCCUUGUUGCUGAGGGCGUCCCGGCGAAUUUCAAAAUUAGCAUUGUGCUUGGUGAACUGUAUCUCAUGCUACUCCAGCAUUGGAGCAGCAACAUCACAUCUACGGUAGCGGAAUGGAUGAGCAGCCUAGACACCGUGCUGGGCAUUCUGCAGCAAGGCACCACAUCACUUCACCCGCGGUUUGCCCUCGUACUAAGUGCCAUUGGCGCCACCAUGGUGAAGAUACUGAAGCAACAAAUGGCAACAAAGAAAGAGGAAUGCAAGUUUAGUGUGCAUUUGUGGGUGGCUUCACUGUGUCCGCUGCUAACCUUCUACAGCAGGAAGUGUGCCGAGGAAGGCCUCAAAUCACCGAGCUCUCUAUCAGCUCAGGUGUGCACGACACUGACCACAUUCCUCAAGGACCUGCUGUCACUUUCUGAUAACAACGCUGGCUGCGUCCCCAUCCUCCAGCAGAACCUGGUUGUGGCCCAGUUGACAAACCUUCUCCAGGUCUCCCUUCAGAAGAUGAAGGACAGUCGCCUAUCUCAAGCCAUCUGCCAUUUCUUUCUCGCACUCACGGCUUUACCGCAGAUGGCUGAGGUGCUGCAGUGCUGUGGAGUAGUGGACCAGGUGAGCCCGUUCCUGUCAGCUUGCUACCAGGGCACCGAUGAGGGCUGGCUGUCGGUGUAUCGACUGACGGUUCAGCUGGUGACGGCAAUGCUGCACGUGCAGCGUCACUUCUUUCUCGACAGCGCUCUGGGUUUCAUGGCUCUGCACGUUGACCGGCUUUACGCUUGCCUAAUGCAAGUCCGCUCCAACCCAACACAAGUAGACGAGGCCUUGGUAACGUCUUGGCUUAUCUGUAAAGUGGCUUCCCUACGGACUAUGUAUCCAUGUGACCAAAUGAAUCCUUUGAUGAUGCUUAUGAGGAGCAUCUGCUGUGUGCUGUCUUCAGCGGUUGCCUACCUGUGCAGACCCACCCUACUUCAGCAUAUGCUUGAGUACAAGAAGCAGUCUGCCGUCAAACCUCAGCCCGGAGAGCAGGCGAGCCAGCCGAAGCGGCAGCUUUCGACCGACGACGUAACCGAUCCGUCACCCAAGCUGACAGAAGCGAGAAAAAAGCUCCUGGAGUUGGUGUUCAUCUGCUUAUGCUGCUGUAAACAAUACAGUCCAAGUGUGCCUGAAGCAUUAUCUGAUCAGGCCUUGGACAUUGACGAGUGGCAGCCGAUAGCAAAUCUGUCAUUUCAGUCGCCCUCUGUGGAGCAGGAUGAGAAGCUGAAUUUCGGAACCCUAAUGUCAGCUGCUCAGCUGUGCCUCAAGUCACUUACCAAGGUUGACCGACAGCCAUUGCCUGCUGGCAGCCUUCGCCAACAAAGGAACAUGGAAUUUGCCAUCCUGGAGAUGAGCCUCUCAAUAACUCUCGGACAGGCCCUGUUGUACCGGCUGCACCCACAGGUGUCCCUCCAUGACAAGCAGCUCUUAUCCAGGACAUACAGUGGAGAGAUGGCUGCUAUCAAGGCCGAAGUGCAGAGACAUCUGCGGCGAGGCGGUCAGGGCUCUCCAAGCACAUGCAGGACGAGAACCCCACCUUUGGAUCUGGUGUCAGAGUGGGCCUUGGUUCAAGCUUUCAUAGAUGUCGUAGAUCAGGUGUUCAAGUGACACCCAGCGUAGGGAUCGUGGAGAAGGAAUAGCACUGCCUCCUUUUGUACAUAUUUUAUUUUUGUAAUAUAUAGGACUGAAUGCGAAA